This is a messenger RNA of Salmo salar (Atlantic salmon), 3977 nucleotides long. Its product is annotated as SLIT and NTRK-like protein 6. The record is from RefSeq and is a predicted model, not a curated record. Gene Ontology annotation, molecular function: protein binding. Gene Ontology annotation, biological process: axonogenesis; positive regulation of synapse assembly. NCBI's taxonomy places the organism in Eukaryota, Metazoa, Chordata, Actinopteri, Salmoniformes, Salmonidae.
UUCCCCAAAACAGUAAUCUUCACACAAACAAAAACAUAAAAAAGCAGAUCAGUAAGUUACAUUACAGAUGCAGUUGAAUCUCUAAUGAAUCUAUAUAUACACAUUCGAAAUAAUUACAUUAUAUCAACAUUCGUAGGGCUACUGUGGGCAACCUGACCUUCAGAACCAGAUACCUUCUCCUAAACGCGUUCCACAACGCCAUUCAAUGCCAUAAAAGUCAGCGAGUAUCGGGGGGAGGAGCCCAGAACAACUCCAAUACUUCGGAGCUUUCCACCGCUCAAAAGCAUGUAAAUUCUAAGGAACUAUGCGAAGGAUCAGUAUACCAAAUAGGCUCUACAGUUACACUCACCCUUUAGUGGCUGGUAAUUUAGCACAGAAGAAGUUAACAGAGAGGACUGACCAGGGAGACUAAUAAGGAUCUACAUGAAUUAAUUAAUUAAUCAAAGAUAAAGUGGAAAGGCCAACACAUCCCAAAAUUGCCUCGGACGGGUCGUGUCGGGUUGAACACUUUGCAAUAUCAGAAAUAUCAGAAAUCGGGAAUUGUAAACGCCGACAGUCUUCUACAAAAACAAGAGGUCACAAAAGUAAACGUUAUUUACACCAGUAUGCCUAGCCUAUUCUCUAAAGAAGAUGCUGUGAAAUUUAAAUAAACAGUUUGAGGGGACUUUUGAUGCUUCGCAUCCUCACGUCUCCACAUGGAUCAACCUCUCUAACCCAAGCAUCCUUUGGAUUAGCCACAGUCUUUCUCACUCUGCACAACGGGUGUCCGUUCGAUAUGUCGAGGUUUGUUCGGACUAGCUGGAGCUGAGGCUGGGAGCUCGCUUUCCUCCAAAUAACCUACAGAUUUUAUUCUAUUGAUACAACGGACAGAAAAUGCUACCCCGCAUCAUUUUCCUUUGCUCAUUUUUCGCUGCUGCUUGUUUCCAAGACAUCCAGCCCUCCAAGGCAUUUCUGAGUGAGUCCUGUGACUCAUUGUGUACUUGUGAAGAAAAAGAUGGCAUCCUGUAUCUUAACUGUGAGGAGAGAAAUAUCAGCAAGAUCUCCCAAAUCAAAGUGCCGUCAGCUCUACCUUUCCACCUCAAUCUGUACAAAAACGACUUGGUGGAGUUGCAUGCAGAAGACUUGGAAGGUUUAAAGAAUGCUGUUUCACUUCAUCUCGGGGCUAAUAGCAUACAAGAGCUUGAACCUGGGGUCUUUAGUGCACUGGGCUCCUUGAAGAAGCUCCACAUCAACAGUAAUUUCCUGGUCAUGUUGAAGGAAGACACUUUUCACGGCUUGGUAAAUUUGGAGUUUCUCCAGGCGGACACAAACUUCAUCCGCGUGGUCGAGCCGGGGGCAUUCAGCAAACUCAUCCGCCUCAAAGUUCUGAUCCUCAACGACAACGCCAUUGAGUUUCUUCCCAGCAAUAUUUUCCGGUUUGUUCCACUCACCCACUUGGACCUGCGGGGGAACCAGUUACAGACCCUGCCUUACGUUGGCUUCCUGGAGCACAUUGGGCGGAUCAUGGAGCUUCUUCUGGAGGACAACGACUGGAUGUGUGAUUGUGAGAUCCUUCAUCUGAAGAUCUGGAUGGAGAACAUGCGGUCCCAGUCGGCCAUUGGGGAGGUGGUCUGCAGCAGCCCCCACCACCUCAGGGGCACCAUCCUAGCCAAAAUCAAACGGGAUGUUCUCUGCCCCUCUCACGCUGAUAUCAACUUAGAGGAGCCUUCCAAGUCACUCGACAUGGUGGUCACUCCAUCUUCCAAAGUGGCAGAGAGUCCGAAGUUGGAGGACGCCAAGGAUGACGUAAAGAUUCCGACACCUGCUUAUGUUCCAGGGAGUCCUUGUGUGGAGCACUGUUCUUGUCACAAUCACCCUGUGGCUGGGUUUUUAAUGCAUUGUCAGGAUAGAGGGAUUCAACGGAUUUCGGAUAUUGGAAUACUUGAGCAAAGCCCUACCAAGCUGGUGCUCACAGGAAACAUGAUUCAGAGACUGUUGAAAUAUGACUUUGUCACAUAUGAUGGUUUGGAGUUAUUGAAUUUAGCCAACAAUCGAAUUGAUUACAUUGACAAUGAAACUUUUCUCAGCUUAAGCAAUUUGAAAAAACUUUAUCUCAACGGCAACAGAAUUGAAACCCUUUCCGCGACCAUGUUCAUUGGACUUCACAACCUUGAAUACCUAUAUUUGGAAUAUAACAUUAUCAAAGAAAUUGUUCCAGGAGCUUUUAAUCCUUUGCCAAAUCUCAAACUCUUGUCUUUGAAUAACAAUCUGCUGACUAGUCUCCCAUUGCAGAUAUUUCGCAACGUGCCCCUCACCAAACUGAACCUGAGAAAAAAUCUGCUCAUGCACCUGCCUGUUAGCAACGUGCUGGACCAGCUUGACUCUUUAGAGCAGAUUUAUUUAGAGGACAACCCCUGGGACUGCAGCUGUGACUUAAUCAGUCUCAAACAGUGGGUUGAGAAGCUGAGGAAGGACACAGUCGUAGGUUCCAUUUUGUGUCACACACCGAGAAAAGUGGCAAAGGCUGAGCUGAGGGCCCUCAGAAACGAGUUGCUGUGCCGCGGCCUAGUGACCUACUCCUUGCCCACAGAUGAGGACGAGACAACCACAGUGGCGACUGACGGCGCUAGGAGUGGUUUCUUCAGCUCAAUCACAGACUCAGUUCCGCUCUCCGUUCUGAUCCUUAGCUUGCUCGUCAUCUUCCUCAUGGUCAUCUUCUGUUCAGCAGGGAUCGUGGCAUUCCUCGUGCACAGACGGCGAAGGAGGGUGAAGAAGAAACAGGCGGAAGAGCAGCCGCGGGAGAGCAGCAGCCCCAUCCACCUGCAAUACAGCAUGUACGGCCAGAAAACCACCCACCACACACUGGGACAGAGGACAGGAAGCACCGUGUACGACGAGCGCUCACACAGCCCCAUCGUCCAGAUCUGCCGCAACCCCACCUACUGCACUCAGCAUAAAGAAUAUGAGUCCGACCUCAAUGAACUGGACGAACCAAAGCACAUCUGUCGUAGCAUCAUGGAGACAGAGAAUACUUCCCCUCUCACAGGCUCUAAUUUGAAGUUCAGAGCUGUGACGUCAGACUGUCCAACUGAGUUCGUAACACUCGGAGAUGCGAGCUCCCUCUAUAAAAACAUACUAGAGAGGGAGAGGGUUAGGGAGCUGCAGCAGCUCGGAAUUACUGAAUACCUCAGGAAAAACAUGUCCCAGCUACAACCAACGGUAGAGAUGCAGGUCCCAGGACACCACGAGGAACUGAAAUUAAUGGAGACUAUUAUGUUGUCAAGACCGAGGAAGGUAAUGGUGGAACAAACGAAAAACGAGUACUUUGAACUCAAAGCUAACCUACACGCCGAGCCAGAUUAUUUGGAGGUUCUGGAGCAUCAAACUGCAUUUAACUGAUUUAAAAAGACAAUUCAUGGUUUUAUAUUCAACUCCAGAAGUGCCUUGUCCAAAACUGCCAUCUUAUAUUUUCAGUCGAAGACCGACAUAUCCCACAGCGGUCUUGGACAUACAAGUCAUUUGUAGCACAGAAUGUACUGUAUAAUUAUCUUUUUUUUUGUCAUUUUGUUUUCCUAUACAGUGCCUUGCAAAAGUAUUCAUCCCCCUUGGCAUUUUUACUAUUUUGUUGCAUUACAACCUGUAAUUUAAAUUGAUUUUAAUUUGGAUUUCAUGUAAGGGACAUACACAAAAUAGUCCAAAUUGGUGAAGUGAAAUAAAAAAUUUUACUUGUUUCAUAAAAUUAAAAAAAAUGAGAAAACGGAAGUGUUCGGUGCAUAUGUAUUGACCCCCUUUGCAAUGAAGCCCCUAAAUAAUAACUUGUGCUACCUUUACUUUCAGAAGUCACAUAAUUAGUUAAAUAAAGUCCACCUGUGUGCAAUCUAAGUGUCACAUGAUCAGUCACAUGAUCUCAGUAUAUAUGUACCUGUUCUGAAAGGACCCAGAGUCUGCAACACCACUAAGCAAGGGGCACCAUGAAGACCAAGGAGCUCUCCAAACAG